Molecule: messenger RNA, 1435 nt
Organism: Lagopus muta (rock ptarmigan)
Lineage: Eukaryota; Metazoa; Chordata; Aves; Galliformes; Phasianidae
Product: rho GTPase-activating protein 32-like
Exons: 9
Coding region: 260-1435 (391 amino acids)
Biological process (GO): small GTPase-mediated signal transduction
Cellular component (GO): cell cortex; Golgi apparatus; fibrillar center
Molecular function (GO): GTPase activator activity
Source: RefSeq, a predicted model, not a curated record
GCAACGGAAAGAGCGGGAGGUGGAGAAGGAGAGGGUGUUCGGCCGUGACCUGGGAGAGCAUCUUCUCCACUCUGGUCGUGAUGUCCCCCAGGUCCUCCAGAGCUGCGCCGAGUUCAUCGAGCAGCAUGGCGUGGUGCAGGGGAUAUACCGCCUGUCCGGCGUGGCGUCCAACGUCCAGAGACUGCGCCAGGAAUUUGAGUCUGAGCAGGUUCCUGAGCUAACCGUCCGCGACGUUCACAGCGCGAGCUCCCUCUGCAAAAUGUACUUCAGGGAGCUCCCGACCCCCCUGCUGACCGACCAGCUGUACGACAAGUUCUCGGAUGCUGUUGGUGCCACUACGGAGGAGGAGCGGCUGGUCAGAAUGCGGGACGUCAUCCAGCAGCUGCCCGCUCCUCACUACAGGACCCUGGCGUAUCUGAUGAGACACUUGGCCUGUCUGUCUGCAAACAGCUCUGUCACCAACAUGCACGCUAAGAACUUAGCGAUUGUGUGGGCUCCAAACCUCUUAAGAUCACAGCAGAGCGAGUCUGCCUGCGCCAGUGGGAGAGCUGCCUGCACGGAACUGCAGACACAGUCGGCAGUGGUGGAAUUCAUCAUUGACCACACAGACGUCCUCUUCUGCUCCACAUCUGGACCUGACAUGGCAGGUGGAGCAGGGCACAGUUCUCUCUCAGGGCCCCAGUCUGUGCAGGCGUCUUCUCCUGCUACAGAGCUGCUCAGCCUGGAGGAGGCGCAGGCACGGAGGCGAGGCCACAGCAGCUCUCCUGUGGUUGUGACUGAGAGCAGGGACAUAGAGGUGGAAGAAGGCCCCGCAGCUGUACGGGGGAAAUUCCACACAGUCAUCGACUUUCCAUCUGAAAGACCAAGUCCACCCAGCAAGAUAAAGGAAUCACCAGCUGGCUGUUGGUGUUCCUGCUUCAGCCUCAGAAAAGCAUCCUCUGUGGCCAAACGCCAACCGCAGCACCGUCCCAGGGAGCCCACAGAGACAGACGUUGUAGUGCUGGCAGGUGAUUCGAGCUCUUGUCAACCCAGAUGUGCCAGAGCAAGUAGUGAUGCUGGGCUGUGUGCUUCCAUGAAUGGAGGGCUGUUAGGAAGCACAAGUGGCUGUGGAUCAACUGACCGCCUGCCGCAUAACAACAGUGGCGGGCACAAGGAGCUCAUCCAAGUUCAAGCCCUCAUUUCUCCCGGCUCUGCUGAAGAUGCUGACCUGAGCCUGCCAGAAACCACAGGCACCAGCCUGGACUGUGACCCAGUGCCUCUGCAGUGCAGCCCAGCCCAAGCACAGUCCGAGUGUCCCGACAGCAGCACCUCCAUGCUGGAGCAGGUCAGCACCAGCGAGGAGAAGCUGAGCCUCUUGGAGGAGGACUUAGAUUCAGGCCUCCAGUCCCAGGCACUGGGCAGCAGCACUGAGAGCUCUGAGCCACUCUCUCCGUGA